GCACAUUUUGCCUGCUAAUAAUAGACUUGGGCUGCCAUAAACUCUUUAUACAACAAUACAUAUUAUCUUUCUUAAAAUUUUUUUCAUCUUCCUUGUGGUUGAAAACCUGGCUAAAUAACUUCCUAGCACUUUGCAGCAAUUCUUGUGCACACUCUUCGCUGUGGUCGUCUUCUGGAUUUUGGGUCUGAAGGUACCCUCUUGCUUUCUCAGCAAAUCAUGGACAUCGUUGGCUUUCUGAAGUCUCAAUUCAUUUGCCACCUUCUGAUCUGCUACAUAUUUAUAGUGUCAGGACUGAUAAUUAACUUCAUUCAACUCUUUACACUUAUACUUUGGCCAAUCAACAAGCAACUGUUCAGGAGGAUCAACUGCAGGCUGGCUUACUGCAUUUCAAGCCAGAUGGUGAUGUUACUGGAAUGGUGGUCAGGCACCGAUUGCACCCUCUACACUGACCCACAAAGUUACCCCAAGUAUGGGAAGGAGAAUGCCAUCGUAAUCCUUAAUCACAACUUCGAAAUCGAUUUUCUCUGUGGUUGGAACUUUUGUGAAAGAUUUGGGGUCUUGGGGAGUGCCAAAGUGCUUGCAAAGAAGGAGCUCUCCUACAUGCCCAUCAUUGGCUGGAUGUGGUAUUUCCUAGAGAUAGUCUUCUGCAAGCGUAAGUGGGAGGAAGAUCGGAAAACAGUCAUGCAGAAGUUGCUGAAUCUCCGGGACUACCCCGAAAACUUUUGGUUCCUGAUCCAUUGCGAGGGCACAAGGUUCACAGAACAGAAGCACCAGAUUAGCAUGCAGGUGGCUGAAGCCAAAGGUCUGCCCAAGCUCAAAUAUCACCUGCUGCCACGAACGAAGGGAUUUGCUGUCACCGUGCAGUGUUUGAGAAAUGUAGUUUCUGCAGUCUAUGAUUCUACCCUCAAUUUUAGAAAUAAUGAGAAUCCAACAUUGCUGGGAGUUCUAAAUGGAAAGAAAUAUCAUGCAGAUUUAUAUGUAAGGCGGAUUCCGCUAGAGGAAGUCCCGGAAGACGAGCAGGAAUGUUCUAACUGGCUUCACAAGCUGUAUCAAGAAAAGGAUGCGUUCCAGGAAGAAUACUACCGAACAGGAACCUACCCAGCAGUCCCUAUAGUACCACCCCGACGACCAUGGACACUUUUGAACUGGCUUUUCUGGGCCUUAUUGCUGCUAUAUCCUUUAUUCAAGCUGCUCAUCAACAUGAUCAACAGUGGAUCAUCACUGACACUGGCUAGUUUUGCAUUUGUCAUUGUAAUGGCUUCUGUCGGUGUCAGAUGGAUGAUAGGCGUUACAGAAAUUAACAGGGGUUCCACCUAUGGCAACAAUGACAACAAGCAGAAACGAAAGUAGUAUCUUCAGAGACUGCUUCCAUCCAAAGGGAACAAAUCCAACUUCUGAAAACUCUUAAGUGCGUAUCAUGGUCCUUCAAGUGAGAGCAGAGGAAGGGUAGGAUGAGCAAUUGCCAUGCAUAUCUGAAUUUGUGCUCCUGUUAUUUUUCUCUGGGGCUUUGGGCUGGAUGACACACUUGAAAGAUGCACUCCUUUGUCUACUCACCACAAUGGGUUUGCAUUUGUUCGGUUGGUUUGUUUCCCUAUAAACUGUCUUAAGUUUUGAAGAAGAAGAAAAAAGUAAUUCCAGUGUGCUUGUAUGAUGAGAGAUUACCUGGAAACUAACCAGAGGUGCAGGCUUUAUCUUUCCUAACUUGCUCUAAGGAAUGGACAAAUGUCAGAAGAUUGUUACAAGAUGAUUAAAAUUGGUAGUUGUCUAGAUCACAAGUUAACAGUUUAACAACCAUAAUCUGUCAGUGUUUAAAUACAGUAAGAGGCUCUGCUCAGUUAUACCAGUACUGGACUGAAGCAGCUCUACUGAACUGAGAGAAUUGCAAGUAGAGGUUUUUCUACAUCUAGAACUUACUUACUCCCACAGUGGGCACCAUACGGGGCCUUUGAAACCUCAGCCAGACCCCGGACAUCCCGACAUCGGAGUCCUGCAGUGGCAUAACCUGCAGGGGCAUUUAGCCUUGGGGCCUGAACAGAGCUAAAAGUUACCCACUGCCACAUCUUCCCCCAGGCGAUACAUCAGAGGGGCAGCCAAAACCUGUAGUUCUUUUGUGAGUAAAUAAAUGCCAUUUAUAGUUUGGAAAAAUCAAGGUAAUAAAAUUCUUUUCAUCUUUAAACACUGAUUAAAGUUCUAGGCCUUCCUAACAGUGGUGGAAACAGAACAACUGGGUAUGCUGUAACUAAGUAACGCAUAGCACACAUUAAGAGUUAUGCCCCACACCCCUACUACUGUUGUGAUCCCAAUUAAUCUGCUUGUCUGUCGGUUUUGGUGAGUUAGUUUACACAGUACCUCAUAACAGUCAGCCUGAGGUAACAGCUAAAUUAUCUUGAGGUAACAGCUAAAUUAUCUUUUGCUUUUCUUUUGGGGAGAAGAGGGGAAGUAGGAGACAGACCUAGGACAGUGGUAGUGCUUAGGACUUUUUAUGGCUGGCUGGACUUUGACACCCUUCUCAAUUAAAUAGAAUUGAGCUCCCUGGGAAACCUGUGUUGCUCUGACAUCCCAGGGCAGCCUUCUCUUGUUUUUAAACUUUAGGAGUUAAGGAUGUGCACGUUACUAAAAUGAGCUCGUUUAAAAAAAAAGAAAAAAGGAAAAGAGCAGACUUCAGCUACUGCUGAUUCUGAUUAAAAAACCCUAAUCUUUUGAAACCUAAAGAUACAGAUGCUGAGCAAGAGGGAUUAGGGUUGGCACUUUCAAUGAUGGUACAUUCUCAUUGUGCAUAGGACUAAACCAUGAUAGACUAGGAAUGAACAGGCUGUGUGAGUUUAGAGAAGAAAGCCUUAGUUCUAGCAGCUGGUAUUAAAAAUGUUUCUCUUUCCCUACAAUAAAACAGAGGCCGGAAGAAAUGGGGGCUAAUACAACAGCAUAUAAAUCAUUCCAUGAAAUAUGCAUUUGCUGUUCAGUACGUCCAGUUAUCUGGAAACUACACUCUUUAAUAUGCAGCACCUAAAGAGCAGGUGGAGUAGUGCUUUUAGCAUGGGGCAGUAAAAAGUGGAGCAUUGAGGCAGUAAAAAGUAUAACGUGAAGGAAGGAACAGACCUUGGGACAGGUGAGGGACUUGUUUUUGUGGGGCUUUUCCCCCCCUAACUUGUGUACACAUGCAUCCCCUAUGCUCUGAAGCUUUCUGGAAGAGGUUGUUUGAAGUCAUGAACAUAAACAUGGGCUUUAGUGUAGUUUUUCCAACACCGGAAAUAGAGCUCGAGAUCAGAAAAUAUUGCCAUGCUUAUAAAGCUGUUCUUUCAAUCCUAACAGUGGAAAACUGGGUAUUACAGCCUGUAAUUGUGUCUGACAGUCCAAUCGUCCCACAGUAAUGCAGCAAGCAUGUUACUGAGCCAGGCCUGAUGACACUGUACACAAGAUACUCAAAAUGGGUGGGAUGGCAGAGAGAAGAGCACUCUUCAAGCUAGUGUUUUACUGUAACUCUUACCUGGCAGAUACAGUGGACGUGUAUCAGGGUAGAAGAAUGACCCUGUGUGCAGUGCAGGUUGUUCUGAGCAGCAAAUACAUAUUCAUGCAGCAACAGAGAGUAGCUAUUUUGCCUUUUUGAAGAGCCACUGAUGAAACGAGCUGGCAGGGUGAUGCUGAACAUUCCUUAUGACUCUUAGUCCCUUCCUCUCCAACUGCAUGUCGUGCCACUUCUCCCAGAGGAAAAUACCAACCAUGUAAAUACUUCUGAGAAAGUAUUUAGACCAUUCCUUACCCAUUUCCCUGGCACAUGCCGCUCCUGGAUCCAUCCUCCUAAGCACUCGUGGCAGUCCUGGCACCCGAGGACUGCAGCACUGGGCCCUGCCAGUGUCCACUGGCAAACAUAGCAAGAGUACUGGAACUUGCCAAAGUUACACUAGUCCAUCUCACUGUAUUAAAAGAAUGACGUAUGUCAUUAGGAAGCAGUGUUUGCCCCUCGUCCCCACAAGCAACUAUAUGUUCUACAACUGCCUUAACAAAAGUAGUCUUAACGUUUGUUUAUACAAAAAUAAAAGUAUAAAAAGCUAA
This is a messenger RNA of Strigops habroptila (Kakapo), 4050 nucleotides long. It is a transcript of the gene AGPAT4, whose product is annotated as 1-acylglycerol-3-phosphate O-acyltransferase 4. The record is from RefSeq and is a predicted model, not a curated record. Gene Ontology annotation, molecular function: 1-acylglycerol-3-phosphate O-acyltransferase activity. NCBI's taxonomy places the organism in Eukaryota, Metazoa, Chordata, Aves, Psittaciformes, Psittacidae. The transcript is spliced from 9 exons. Bases 217 to 1350 code for a protein of 377 amino acids. Gene Ontology annotation, cellular component: mitochondrial outer membrane; endomembrane system.